AUGACCUCUGACCCCGUAAUAAGUUUAUACAGAAUUGAAUAUAUUUUCUCUUUGACUGACAUAGAAGAUGGUUCUUAUUCAGCAAAUCCCCAAGGAGGCUGGUCACAAGCACAAGUUCACGUGAAUAUAAACGACAAUCGAAAAAGGGCAACUGAAGAUGUAGAGUUUUUAAACUGUCCAACUCAUGGCUACAAAAAGCUCGAUAUGUUCUGUAAAACAUGCGAUACUGCAAUAUGUGAAAGAUGCGCUUAUUUGAACCACAGAGAAAAGCAUGAUGUUGUCGAUCUAUGGGAAAUCAUAAAUGAACGAGCAAAGCAAAUCACACUCGACACGGAUUUACUUAAAUACCAGAUUCAAGCCAAGUUCAUAGAGGAAAUUCUGAAUAUAGACUUUGAAACUUACAGAGCAAUUGAAAGUUAUUCCAAUACCAAACGGGACAUUCAAGUUACUUUGGAAAACUUCCAUAAGGAAAUAGAUGACGUAGGCGAGCAUAUUUUGCGUGAUUUGAAAGAAAUGGAGCAAAUUCAUAUGAAUCAUUUACUCGGCGAAAGAGAAAAGAUAAAAAAUCUCCUGAGUGAAUUACAACAGGUUGUUGAUGAAAAUGAAAAGCUUCUACAAACACCUAUGAACAUCGUUGACAAAGACAUUUCAGUGUCUACUGUAGAUAAAUUUGUGAAUUUUCCUCAAAUCACAACGUUUGAACCACCAGUCUUUACUCUCGGAAAAAUAAAAGAACUGCAGUUUGAAAAUGAAGUUACUGUAGCUUACACCCCAACCUUUCAUAUACCUAUCCAAUCUGCUUAUGAAAAAUCCUGUCUUUGUUUACCAAGGCUGAGCAAUCCGAAAGAGAAGAUUCUACCCGGGUAUGAAAUUCCGGUAGGCAUAUGUAAAAGCCCUAACUACGAUGUCCUUUCUUUGGAAAUAACGAGCAACAAUAUCCUGAGUGACAUCAAGACCUUUGGAGAACAAGCUAUGGUUGCAUGUUCUGGCAGCAACGAGGCUGUAAACGUCGACAAAAAAGGAAAUGUUCUUCAGUGGAAGCAGAUGGAAGGAAUUUGUUUUUUAUCCAAAGAUAAAGAAGACGCGAUGUACUAUACAGAUUCGUUUGGCAAGAGAAUAGUGAAAACGAAAGAUAACACUGACCAAACCACAGCAAUUCUGAUUGCUGAUACCGAGGAUUGGGUCCCGAAAGGAAUAGCAGUUACGAAAAAGGGGAAUAUUUUUGUAUGUCUUCAGAAGGAAGACGGGGGAAAGCUUGCCAAAUAUGACAAAGAAUUGAAUAGACUCAUGGACUUCGAGUUUAACGAAUCCAAACCGCUCUUUGACAAACCUGAACAUGUGACUGAAAACAGAAAUGGUGAUAUAUGCGUCACAGACAUUACUUCUCAGGCUUCCGUUGUGAUACUAGACAAAAACGGAAAACCCCGAAACAUCUACCGUCCAAAAAGAGCCUCCAGAAUUUUUAAAAGAAAAUACAACCCCUUUUCUCCGGGAGGAAUCUGCACCGAUCGUAUGGGUCAGAUUCUCGUCUCCGACACCCCAAACAGAGUCCUCCAUGUGCUAGACCAGUGGGGAGAGUUCCUUCUCUUCCUCCUCAGGGGGAACUUGGAAGACCCUCGGGCUCUAUCGGUUGAUGAUUGUGGAGAGUUGUGGGUUGUAGAAGGAAAGAAACAAAUCAAAAUUGUGAAGUAUUUGUAUGGGUAUAUUUGA
Saccostrea echinata is the source of this 1710-nucleotide messenger RNA. RefSeq lists its product as uncharacterized. Gene Ontology annotation, molecular function: zinc ion binding. The transcript has 2 exons. NCBI's taxonomy places the organism in Eukaryota, Metazoa, Mollusca, Bivalvia, Ostreida, Ostreidae. The record is from RefSeq and is a predicted model, not a curated record. The coding region runs from base 1 to 1710 and encodes 569 amino acids.